AGACAUACUAAGCAGAUUUUCUACCCUAUAAAAUGACCUUCAGCAUGUUUAAGGGGUUUUCCGUGAUAAGUGGAAAGUCCAUACGAUACUCGUUCACAGAAGUAAGACUUCAAUGCUACUCUUUCCUUAGUCUCAGAAAUCAGAAGCAAGAAACAUUCAAUUGUAACAUCGAAGUGUUCGUUUAUGACGCCUAUUUCAGAUUAACAACGGAACCAGAUACUGGAAAUGUUUUGCAAUGGCGCAUCCUGUUUAUCCAGCCAAACCUUUAUUGAUGCUGACAUUUAACGAGUAAAUGAGUUGAUAGGAACUUACUUGUUACUGCUACUGUUUAUGCUGACGACGUUUCUCAAAAGUAGUGAAGAUACGAACUUCCUUGUCUUGUAAGGCACUAGCGACUUACAAAUACCUCACCUUCAUAUAACUGAGUAGAUGUGAAUUGGCAAAAUGUUCGGUUGGUUUCAACAUGCCUGCCCAUCGAUGACAUCAUUAUCAACAGAAUAAUGUAAAAAUUCUACGUAACCUUUUAUAAAUUUCAGCAACGGUGAUUAGUAUUUUAAUCUAUGUACCCUGUAAGUUUCCUGAGAGGCAUAGACAGUAUGUCAUAUGUAUUCUGCUUAACUGGGUAUGUACUAACCGACUCUGUGAAUAAGCCUCAGUUUAGGAUUGUGUACUUUGUUUUUCUGAACUUAAUACCUAAUGAAUUCAUGUCCGUUCUCUCUAUUCAGAAUAGAUCAGCUAAGUCCGUGACAUACGUCAGCAAUCAGCUCUUAACCUCUUCCCUUUCUGUUUGGCAGGUGCGAAACGCAUGCCAAACAUACUCCAAUUUCUUCUCAGGGCAUUCGGAAGACCCUGCAUUUGUCAGCCUCUUCACCUGGCAAGACAAUAUCGUUUGCGUACUCCAAGUCAACUAGGUGACCUCCAGGGAAUAGGUCAGUCCCUGUCAAGUCACAGGUACCUAAGUAGAUGUCCAUUAAUGCAUCUCUGACGAAGUUAAAUAAGAAUGGUGACAGUAGACAUUUCUGGUAAACACCAUUAGUUGUCGUCACUUCACGUAACAGCUGUCCAUGAGCCCUGGCACGGCUGCGUGAGUUUGAGGAGAGAGCUUCGAUAAGCGUACUCUCUUCACAGUCAGACACUGCCACAACACCGCGGUCGAUCGAGUCAAAUACGGCCUUCAGGUCAAGAAAUAUGGCAAGUGUCAGCCACUGGCCGGUGGGUAAACCUGUAUUUUAGAACCUGUCGGAUGGUGAAUAUAUGAUCUGUGUACCCUCGACCAGGUCUGAACCCUGCCUGGUUUUCUCGAGUUUAUUGUUCUCGAGCUCCAUUUAGGCGUUGAAUAACUAUGAACCCUAGGAUCUUGGACACAAUAUCAAUCAAGCUAUCACAAGAAGAUUUCUCCUUAUGAGCUGGGAUGAUCAGUGAAAUACACCAGUCUAAGGGAACUACCUCUGAUUCCCGUACGCUACCUGGUAUCUCUGUCACUUUAAUUAGAAAUUUCCUGCCUCCAUUCUUAAAAAUUUCAGGUGGCAAACUGUCAGGUUCUACUGCUUUGCAUCGUUUCAGGUUCAAUACAGCUCUACCAACUUCAGGGAGAGUUGACGAACCGAUGUCUACGUGUCUUUCAGGUUCAGGCCAGAUAUCGAGCAGGUGAAGCGUUGCUUAGGGUCGGUUGAACUAUGCUUUAAAAUGUUCUGCCCGCUGUUCUAGCCGUCUGUCGAGAAAAGUUUAUCAGCUUCUCAUCCUUUUCAGUGUUAGUUUCACUCACCAUCGUCUUCUUCCCUCCGGUGUCCUUAAUAAGCCUAAGUAUUUUCCGGUUGUUGCCCAACGCUGAUGCCUUCUUUAUCUCUCUCACUUUCGCCACCACCACUGCUAGUGAUGAACGCGAAGACUUUAUCAAACUACGUUCGAGUAAUUUUCGCUCUUCGUCGUGGUUAGACCCAGCUGAAACCAGUCUCUCACAUCAAUCAAUUCAGAUGACGUUGCGGAAAUCCAAUGACGUUUGUUUAUCUUCGGUUACAGGUUAACAAUUGUCCUUACCACUGUUUCUACAGCAGACUUAAUAUCAUGACAGAUUUCAGCAGAAUAUAUGAUUAUUUGCAAUAAUAUAUGAAAAUUAGUUACACACGUGUAUCUAUAAUUUUGAUGGGUUGAGUAGCUUUUACCUGCUUCUCAGCUUUUGAGUGCAAGCCAUCUUACUUUUCCUGUUUCGAAGAUACUUGUCAGGGUUGUGGACCAUGUUCAGUGAAAUUUUUGGUUAGUGCUCUGAGUUGUGCAAUGUUUAUGUGAAUCGAUCAGAAGUGACAUACAUGUUUGAGUUGCACGGUACUUUCUUUUUGAGUUCUUGGAAUUAUAUAUAGAGGCGCAUAUCUUUCCUGCAUGAUACAGGAGAUGCAGAGAUAAAGAGCUGUCGUAAGCGAUAUUAUUUUCUAUCAUGGAUCAUUCGAAGCAGCAAAUAAUACUAAGUCGAUGGUCACUUCUGCCUUUUUCAUUUAGAUGUAUUUACGGUUACGUUUUAUAUUAUCAGAGCUGUAUAGCAAGUAUGUCUGAAAUGCACUGGACAUGUCAGGAUCGUACUGCAUGGUUUCUCAGUUUUAUCACGUAGAUAAGCAGAUGUAUUUAGCUCGACUUAGUAAACUUCGUAGAAACAUGGAAGUGAAAGUCACCAAAGUAAAAGACAACGAAAUGAAAAUGAAGUCAAAUGCUGUAAAAAUCUUUCAGACAAAAAGAUAAGUGGCGUGUGUUGGAAAACACAGAACCUUUAUAAUUUGACUUCAUUUCUGUAUCAUCAAUUAAAAUUUUGAAACAGCUUUAAAUGAGGUGCAGAAUGAUGUAGAUCUUACAAAGACAAAGAAUAAUCGACUUUGAACAUGUAGAGAAUAUUGUCUUACUAUCCGAAAUUAUAGAUGCUAUUCGAGUUAUAUUUCUUCAGUUGGCUGCGAGUGCCCGUAAGUAUAGCAUCUAACUUGUAACAUUCAACUGCAAAUUAACUUUGUGGCAUUGAUAGGAGCCUAUUACUGCACCCACACUUAAUAGUGAACUGUUGGAUAUCGUGGGAAUGUUCGUGUAUUUUGUGUAUUUGUGUGUGCUGGUGAAAAUAAAGUUUUUAGUCUUUUAGGAUAGAUAUUGUCAGCACGGAACCAGGUUCAGUUGGGUGAUGAUCCAGUUCACCAUGGCUUACAGUGGUGCAUAAAGGUAGAGGUUAAUAGAAGAAAAAGAAAUAAAAGUAGUGAAAUUGCCGGUCGCAGAAAAUCACAAAAAAAUAAAAAGAGAAUGAACAAGUAAAUGCAGUAUCGUAACUUAAAGGGAUGUAAAUAUAUCUGCCGCACUACCGUCGAUAUGUAAUAUGAAACGGUCUAAAUGGAAAUCAACAUUUUAAGUCAUCAGCUACUUUCGUUUCAUGUUACUACGUAGUCAGGAAAAACCUUAUUGGACAAUUUUGUCUCACAAUGGGCUAAUCAAAAUAAAUAUCCAACUUUGACCUAAUGGUUUUAGAUGUUCGUGAAAACUGUACGUAAAUGAUGUGUUUUUGUCAAAUAAAGUGCCUUCCUAACAAUUACAAGCCGGUCAUUGUCUUCUGGUUUUCGCUGCUCAGUGAAGUAUUAGGUUCUGAGGAAUAAGAAUCGCUAUUCGUAUUCAGUCCAUGUCCCAUUGCGUUAUUAUUGUUCGUGUAUUCAUUAUUAUCCACUCGAUCACUUCAAUAUGUACUAAGCUAUCAGCCUAAUCGUCGCUAUUGGGAACGUGAAUUUUACUAGUUUCACACAAGUAUCGAUGCUAUCUAUAUAUUUCAAUCAGAUUUCUCAUGAAGACUUAGUCACAAGAUGAAAUGAUAUACUUUAACUUAGUCUAGCUAACAUACCGUUACAAGUUACAAUCACAAGACUUGAUAUCAGACUCUUUGGUUGCAAAUGAGACCAACACGUCAAACAGCACUUUUUUAAUAUAUACUUAUCUCUUUUUGUUGUUUGUAUGGCGGUAUUUUUCAUUAGUCUAGACAGUCUGGCAGCAGUUGGUACAGGUGAUCUGUGAUAAUUUUUGCAAUCAUUACCUCUGUAUAUUUUCAGUUCUUGUUUGAAUUUAUCCGAGAAGCUGAUUGUGCAUGUUUCGGUAAAAAUUUUCAGUCCAAUACAUUCCAGUGGGAAAUUCUGAGAUCCGCUAAGAGUUAGUUCACUUGAGUAUGGAAGAGGAAUAAGAGUGACCAAACUUAAACAGCACUAGUUUUGGAAUGCUCUGAUCGUUGUUUCGUUCAGUGUGUGCCCAGUUCUCUCGGUUCAACUCAGGUAGUGGCUUUUAACUCCAAAAUCAUUCUCUGAAUACAAAGUAAGAGUUUUAAAACUGUAACUCUCCAGUCGUCUUAUAGUUGACUGUUCCUUUUUUUCUUAAUUAUGUGGGAUGAAAGCAGUAGUGAUUUCUAGUUAAAGUAUUAUCAUUAAUAGGAUUCUCUACAUUUUCUUAGUCGAAUAGCUUCUGCCCCGCCAAUAGAUCUCGCUUAACCGUUAGCAUUACCAUGUUAGGUGAUUUAAACUCAAAAUGCAUAGAGUAUUAAUUUCUCCUAGGUCUAUUUUACUUUUUUCUUACCUACAUUACAAGUGUUUCUAUCAUUUUCAGUUUUCACUCACUGCUUCCAGUUAAUUUCUCGUAUGGAUGUGGUUAGUGAAAGCUCACGUAUUUCAGAAAAGAUUUCGUUUGCAGUAUAUUGCCGUCUGUUGGAAAAACUGGCAUCGAAUGAUGGAGUUAAGAUGAAAGAAAGAUUAUUGUCCAAAUUCAUAUAUUUGUGGGAAAAUCAGUACCUCCUUCUGAACCCGCAGAUUCAAUUUCCAUCAUGUGGUCGAGCCAGUCUUUAUUUAUUUCUACGCUUGCUUAUUCCUUCGCAUGACAGAAUGAGGAAAGCUUUCGGAUUACGUGAACAUACACUCUCACGAUUCAUUAUUAAAGCUAUUGGUCUUGCUCCAAAUGGAUUGGUUGCUCGUAGACUGUUAAGGACUCACCCUAGUCCUAUCGGUCGAAAUUCUGAUUUUGCUGACAUAGCAUAUGCGGUACUCAAAGCUAGAUGUCGUGAGGAUAGUGUUUUAUCUAUGAAGGACAUUAACAAUCAUCUAGAUGACUUGGCCACUGCUGUAUCGAAUGACGAACGAUUACAAGUAUUGCGUUCAUUAUUGCAUUCAACUACAGCUAUAGAAUUGAAAUGGCUUAUACGUUUUAUUGAAAAGCGAGAUUCAGGUUGCGGCCUAAGCGGGAAGAACAUUCUCAAAUGUCUUCACCCAGCAGCGAUCUCAAUUUUUGAAGUCACUCAAGUUAGUCUUCCAGAUAAAUGAUCUUCUUCCCCUAUGUGAACGAAUUGCAAAUAUACCAUUUACGGAGGCAUCUAUUUCGCCCAACUCGACAGACUUAAACAGUGUCACUCUUUUUGUCCCGUUUCGUCCUAUGCUAUGUGAGCGUGCUAACAGUGCUGAUAUGCUUGUUUACGCAACGCAACAUUUAUACGGUAAACAGAAUCAGGGUGAUAUUAGAGGAUUGACCCUUCUUUUCGAAACAAAAUUCGACGGAGAACGAGUUCAGCUUCAUAAAUCAAAGAAUUCGUAUCGAUACUGGUCGAGAAAUGGCUUAGAAUGGACAGCAAGUUAUGGUGAAGAUGGUACUCGAGACUUUGACAGACUAAGUGCUCAGCUCCAUUGUGGAUUUUCCAAUGACGUUGAUGAUUGUGUUUUAGAUGGAGAAAUGAUGAUAUUUAGUAAUUGGUCAAAUUCAGUUAUGGCAAAACCAACAAAAUUUGAUGUGAAACGAAGUGCAUAUCGAAACCCUGACGUUGAUAAUUAUCAGCCUUGUUUCGUUGUCUUCGAUAUACUCUACUUGAAUACACAAUUACUGACCUCAAAAUCAUUGUUGGAACGUAAGAAAUUUCUCUCAGAGUUGUUUAACCUUCACUGCUUGGAAUCGGAUACUAACUCAUCUAUGGAUAAUGAUGACGAACUAAACUUCAAACCUAUACCCAUUGUGAAUGGUGCUUUAUAUCUUUCAAAAUGGUAUACUUCUAUGGCACGUCAAUCAGAAGUUGCAAAAGCUUUUAAUCACUUAAUUGAUAAUAAUCAAGAAGGUCUUAUAGUAAAAAUAGCCAAUUCUCCAUCUCCCUAUCUACCUGGUAUCAGAAAUGAUAGUGGCUGGUGGAAAAUUAAACCGGACUAUGUACAAGGUUUACUAGAAGAUUUGGAUUGUUUGGUUGUAGGAGGUUACUUCUACCGUAGGGGGAAUAAAGUGAUAACAGGAAAUCGAAUUAACCAUUUUUUAUGUGCAGUUCGAGGUGAUGAAUCGAAUGAAGCUGUUUCAGAAGAGAAUGCCAGAUUAACGAAGUUCUACACUUUUUGUAAGGUUAAAUCUGGAUUGACAAUAAAACAGUUAAAAGAAAUCAAUAGUUUAUUGGGUAAACACUGGAAAGUGUACGAUAGGAAACAUCCCAAUGCUGACUUUACUGAGUGGUUGUGUGUGAAUUCAGAACGUCCAGAUGUAUGGAUCGCUCCGAAAUCAUCGAUUAUUUUACAGCUUCAUGGGGCUGAGCUGACACAAAGUGAUUCAUAUUCUGCUGGACUGACUCUCCGAUUUCCUCGUGUAGUAGCUAUACGUCACGAUAAAAGUUGGCGUGAUUCUUUGUCUAUGAAGGAAUUAAUUCAACUAAAUACUGACACAAAGGGUAAAUUGGCAACUAAACGUUUGUCAAUUGAACCAUCAUUCUCUGGACUUACAGAUAUUGAAGGUCGGCAAUCGUGUACAGAUAUGAAUGAUAUUGAGAAUAGUUCAUAUAUGAAUCAAAGUAGUGGAUAUUAUUCAUUAGAUGAAAAUACAGAACAAAAACAGCAAUCAGUUGAACAGUAUGUCGAGAUAGAUCAACCCUUGGCUACAUCAUCACCAGUUAAACAACGAAAGGUUGAGGCUUCUAGUGGUGAACAUGUAUGUUAUCUUUUGUAUUGUUUGAAUUAUUUUGAAAAUCGUGAAAUAUGCCUUUGGUUAUCAAAUGAUAUUCACUUGGAGAAGAAAGUGGAGUAUGAAAAUCAUAUUCGUGUUCAUGGUGGUCUUGUUGUACAAAAUCCGUCUCAUAAUACUUUUUGUAUUGUUAUUGACAAGGUUACAUUAAAAGUUAAAAAUUUGUUGAAUUAUUCUAGUACUUCGCGUAAACGCUCUUGUCCUACCGAACACAACAUAGUUCGCUUAAGUUGGUUAGUUGCUUGCAUCAAUAAACAGUCAUUACUGCCGUGGAAACCAAAGGAUAUGCAUUCAAUGAGUUCUUCAGUGGCUGACAAGUUAGCUCAAGAAUACGACAAAUUUGGCGACAGCUUCAGUGAAACAACUACACCGGAGGAACUAAACUUGAUUUUCAAUGAUAUGUCAUGUUUCUCUGAAGCCGCAGAGGAGAAGAAAGCAAUAUCGAAACUAAGUGUUCCUAAACUCAGUCAUUAUUCGAAAUUGAAACUUCUGUUAAAUGAAUUUAUGGGUGAUACUGAUGUUUUACAUCCGAUGACAGGAUAUAUUUUAGUACUUAUACGUCCAUUGUUAAAUCCUUGUAAUGAAGAACAUAAAAACGAUGAAUCAGUUAGUUUAGAGCUUCAACAACGACUGAUGAUUACUGAUAUGCGUAGACUUGGUUGUAUGUGUAUUGGACCUAUCUGUAUUUAUAAACCGGAGUCAUUAUGUAAUUUACAGUUUCUUCUAAACUCAGCUUAUCAUAAACUCAUGUCUGUUGAGUCACAUACUGCUGAUUGUAUGGGAUCACGCAAUAACAACUGCAUCAAUCCAACACAUGUUGUAAUGCUGUCAUCAUUAUCUAGAACGUUGGAGUUAAAUGUUUGGUUAACUGACAAUUAUUCAACACUUACCUCAUGGAUGCAUCAAUUUACUCGUGUUCCGCAUUUCGUUAAAGAUAGUUGGAUGACAGAAUGUAUUGUACAAAACAGCUGGUGUCCAGAAGUAAAUCAUCUAGUUGAAACAACGAAUAACCUUAUUGUUUAGUCUUUACAGUUUAAGAAAUUUGAAGUAUCUGUUAAUAUUUAACUUUGUUGUUGUAAUUUCUCCAUAGUUUCUACGUACCAUACUUUUUUUAAGUGGUUUUUUUUCCAAACUCGAUAUUUCAUGGAAGAGGUGAUUUUACUUGAACUUUCCUGUGAUAAAAUGUCUUCUUUUAAUAUGAAACGUGAUAUUAUCUGAAAUCGGAUUUUGUGCCUGCUGUUAGCAUCUACUUUUUACUUUAAUUCCUGAUAUUUAAUUUUUAUGAGUGGGGUAAUAUCAUCUUCCACUUAUAAGUCACUGAAGUCAUUUUAUGUAACUUUAUGCGACUUUUUUUCUUUAAAAAAAGUGUAUUUUUCAAUCAUUUUUGAUCAGUUUCCAAGGAAUUAUUUUCCAUUUCUCAAAGAUCCUGUUAUUUUUCAGAAAUAAAAUGUUUUUUACAUC
This is a messenger RNA of Heterobilharzia americana, 8433 nucleotides long. Lineage: Eukaryota; Metazoa; Platyhelminthes; Trematoda; Strigeidida; Schistosomatidae. The record is from the annotation of a GenBank genome assembly.